AUGGCCAGUGGAAACAGGGUGGCCCGGCCGCCUACCGCCGACGAGCCUUCCGACACAGCAAAAGCCCCCGUCGUGAGCUCCUCGACCAAUCGACCAGCAGCUCCCUCGCUGUGGAAGGCAUGGAAAUAUAUCUUCGAUUGGUACCCAAGCCACUAUUCAGAUGAGGAGCGCAAGCUUUUGCGCAAGCUGGACUGCUUCAUUAUGCCGCUGUGCUGUCUGAUGUUUUUCAUCAAAUGGCUUGAUCAAGGCAACAUCAAUAACGCGUAUGUUUCGGGCAUGAAGGAGGAGCUUCACCUGAGUGGGAACCAGUAUUCCUUGUUUGGGACAUUCUAUAAUAUAGGAUAUCUCCUCUUUGAGAUCCCAUCCAUGAUGCUGAUCUCGCGGCCGAGCCUAUCCCGCUACUAUCCGCCGACCAUGGAGCUUCUCUGGGGAAUUGUGACAUUUUGCCAGGCACGCCUGCGCAACGAGCACGAUAUCUUUGGCAUCCGGUUUCUAAUGGGUGUGCUCGAGACCCCGGCGGCCUCGGGCAGCAUCUACAUUCUGACCUCAUGGUACCGCGCCGAUGAGGUUUUCAAAAGAGCCGGAGUGUGGUACGUGAGUAGCAAUGUCGGCUCAAUGUUUCGGAGGAUAUCUGCAAGCUGCCGCGUACACCAAUCUGAAUGGUGUUUUGGGUAUGGACGGCUGGCGCUGGUUGUUCAUCAUAGUGAGCAUUCUAUGGCUCCCUUUUCUGACUACAGAAUAGUGAUAAGAAACUUACGUGUUGCCACACAGGACGGUAUUAUUAGCAUUCCAAUUGCAAUUGCCGGGUUCUUCCUUUUCCCCGGCAUACCGCAAAGCCCCCGAGUCUGGUGGCUCACCGAGCGGGAGCAGCAACUUGCGCGCGCCCGAAUGGGCGAUGAUGGCGUCAAGGAGAGCAGGAAGAUAGGAAAGCGCAUGCUCAAGCGCGUGUUUACGCACUGGCAUUUCUACAUCGCUAUCACCACUUACAUCUGCUUUCAGUGUACUACCUAUGUUGGCGGUCAAAUGGCCCUGUGGCUAAAACACGAGGCUGAACAACACGGCACUUACACCAUCCCGGAGAUCAACACAAUCCCAACUGGUGUUCAGGGAGUCGCUGUAGUGACCGGCAUCCUUUUUACCUCUCUUUGCAUGGUCUACCCGAUCUGGACUACCUUUACGUUCACAGCCGCAGUUCUUCUCUUUUGCAAUGUCGUUCUUCUUGUAUGGGACAUUCCCGUCGGGCUUCAUUUUACGGCCUACUAUCUUUUGGGAAUGACCUCUUGCAUUACUCCAAUCCUAUUUCCUUGGGUUAACAUGAUCAUGAAAGACGAUGCCGAAGCUAGAGCCUUCACAACGGGAGCGAUGAUGACCUGCGGGUGGAUCUUCUUUUCCUUCUAUCCAAUCACGGCCUUCCCCGUUCUCGAGGCACCUAAGUGGCGCAAGGGCUUUACCGUCAACACCGUUUUGACUGUCGCUUACUGGUGCCUGUUUAUGUUGGGACAGUACCUGUGGACGCGAGAGCUGAAGCGACGCCAAAGCCAGGAGGUUGUCGAUGGAGACAUGGUUGAGACAGAGAAGGAGGCCAAACUAGGCUCGUCAAGCAACCAUAUUGAAACCACAGCCAGGGAUGAGAUCAAGGUUGAGAGUGUGUGA
Penicillium cosmopolitanum is the source of this 1653-nucleotide messenger RNA. RefSeq lists its product as uncharacterized. Gene Ontology annotation, molecular function: transmembrane transporter activity. Gene Ontology annotation, cellular component: membrane. The transcript is spliced from 4 exons. NCBI's taxonomy places the organism in Eukaryota, Fungi, Ascomycota, Eurotiomycetes, Eurotiales, Aspergillaceae. Bases 1 to 1653 code for a protein of 550 amino acids. Gene Ontology annotation, biological process: transmembrane transport. The record is from RefSeq and is a predicted model, not a curated record.